CCAACUCCCAGAGGGAUUUGCUGCUGCCAUAAACAACCUAAAUAUCGGCAUGGUGAUAACAAGAAUGAUCAACUGCCAAUGUUUUCUGCACAGUCCGAAGAGGUAGAACUGGGAGUAGAAAGAUCGUCACCAAACCAAAUGAUUCAACUUUGCCUAGCGUUAGAAAGAGCAGGAAAGGGCGCACAUGGACCUGAUAAGGAAGUCUAUAUUCAACUGGCCAAAACUUUCUUCCUAAUUGAAGAUGAGUACAAGAGGGAAUUGGACAAUGAGGUCAUCAAGGAGUUUGCUCUGAGUAUCACCAAACAACACUACCAGAAUCUUGCAAAAGCCAAGAGAAUUUCAGCGGACUCCAUUGCCAAAAGAAAUGCUGAAGACCUCAAAGCGGUGUUCAAAACAGACGUUAUGCUUGAGGAAUGGGUACAGGAGCAAAAAUGCAGUAAUUAUGAAGUCAGGUGCAGACUGAGGCAAGCAGCAGAACGAUGCAAUCGUCAGGACAUUGCAGAUAUUUUCAUAACUAAAGAACAGAGUGAAUUCAUGGCACCUGUUACAUCACAGCAAACCUCCGUGACAAUGACAAAUGAACAACGCCAUGGUGAUAGUAAAACAAAACGUGAUAAAUCUGGGAAUGACACCCCUCGGGCUGAGCAAUCUGCAAACAACGAAAACCUAGAGAGAGGGACGAAGGGAAUGCAAUCCGAUAUUCAACAAAAAGAACCACGUAUGCUUGGAAGAACACCAGCUGAGAAAUAUGCUACAGGAAUAUCCAGAGAGGAACUAUAUGACAUCAUUUGUUAUGGGGGACGAGCAGCUCUUGAGAAAUAUUGGCGCGAUUGGUUCCCACAUGAUAAUCAUAAGGAUCUGCGUGCGGCACUUUCCGACCACGAACUCAUCUGUAUGCUGAAACCAUUCAUAGACAGUCAACAUUACCAAGUCGAUAGAAAACUAAGUGAUAAUAACCCUAUUACGUUAAUGAAACACCUUCUACAGGAUGAACAAACCCCAAGGCAGAUUCUAAGACAGCAUCUGCAAAAUGAAGCACCGCAAUAUGCGUGUCUUCUUGCAAAAGGGAAAGAAUACAACAUAUACGAUGUAGAACUCGUUGAAUUAGCCUAUCGCCUCGUCCUAUCAGACGUUUAUCCAUUUGCCAAAGCACUCGACAUCAGUGACGAAGAGCUAACUCGCUACAAACAUAAACUUGGACCUAAAAUAAUACAACAUGGUACAGGGAAAUUGCUAUUCGAGAUGAAAUCUACAGGCAAAGGCUAUGAAGAGAGACUGGGAAUGGUGCAUGAUUUGAAAGUAGCUGGAUAUCUGGAAGAGGCAAAGUCGAUAGUGUUUGGAUUUGAAAUCGGCCUGGCGGAUGAAGCAGAAAUAGAAGAGAAGCGAAUCAAUCCAGCGGAAUUAGCAAAGGAACUCGGUGUUUCUGAUGAUUCCAAGCCGGUGGGUCCUGAUGAACGAGAAGAGAGCUGUCAAUCUGUACUUCAAAGAUGGAGAAACAUUGUCAGUCCUUCAUCAUUCAAUCAUCGCAUGGUUUUGGCUGAUGCUCUGCACAAUCUGGGCGAGAAGGAGCUUGCACUCGGUAUUAUCUCAGGAAAGUUUCGGAACAACGUCAUAAACAGUAGAGUAUCAGAAAUGCUAGGAAAAACCAUUCCACCGGAUAAAGUGGAUAAACUGACUAGAGUCCUUGGCAAGGAGUUGAAGAAAGAUCUAAACCCUUAUGAUAUUAUAACCGCCUGGGUGACUGAAAAGAAGUUUUUCGGGUUUCGUGAAAAAAGUCCAAUAUUAUUGAGCAACGAACUUCUCAAAGCAGGAUUCUAUCCAUUUGCUCAUGAGAUAAUGGCAGGUGGAUGGAAAGGAAAGGAGGCGAUCAAAGAAACUCCAGGAGACGAGGCUGGAGAUAAGAAGAAUGAAGGUAGCAUGGGUCGUGAUGUUACACAGGCAGAUCCAGGAGGAAAUAAGACGAACGAGGAUGCGAAUAAUUCACAACCGGUAGGGAUCAUACCAACAAGCGAGAAGGGUGAAAACAGCGCAAACGUGACUGGUGAAAAAGUUACAAACAACAGGAAAGAAGAUGUAAGUUCUUCAAAUCAGGAAACAAGCUCCAAAGAUGAUAAACCAAAUGGACAGGAUGACGGAAGCAUUGGCGACGGCGAUAUAAAGAAGAAAACAGAGGAUAAUAUGAGUGAUAACAAUUCAGAACAACUUUCUAAAAGCUCGGAACAAUAUGAUGCUUGGGGUGAACGUCGUACUAGCCAUGCUAGCAGUGGGGAUGAAUAUACGAUGCUAAGAGGUACAUUUCGUGUUUAA
Lytechinus variegatus (green sea urchin) is the source of this 2307-nucleotide messenger RNA. RefSeq lists its product as uncharacterized. The record is from RefSeq and is a predicted model, not a curated record. NCBI's taxonomy places the organism in Eukaryota, Metazoa, Echinodermata, Echinoidea, Temnopleuroida, Toxopneustidae. Bases 79 to 2307 code for a protein of 742 amino acids. The transcript has 12 exons.